This is a messenger RNA of Sycon ciliatum, 1682 nucleotides long. Its product is annotated as 2-Hydroxyacid oxidase 1-like. Lineage: Eukaryota; Metazoa; Porifera; Calcarea; Leucosolenida; Sycettidae. The record is from RefSeq and is a predicted model, not a curated record. Bases 71 to 1228 code for a protein of 385 amino acids. Gene Ontology annotation, molecular function: oxidoreductase activity; FMN binding. The transcript has a single exon.
CUAUUGUUGCGAAAUGAAAACUGGAGCACGGAUAGUUUUGAAAGAAUAGGGCUGGAGCUAAACAUUUGGGAUGGCGUCCAAGAAGGAGGAUGCAGAGAAGGCCUCAGUUCGCCAUCUCCCUUUCCAGAGUGUAGCAGAGUUCGAGGAGCAUGCGAAAGUCGUGCUGCCGAAGCAGGCAUACGAUUACUAUUCGUCCGGAGCCACAAACGAAGUUUCCUUGAGGGAAAAUUGCCAAGCGUUCUCCAGACUGUUGCUGAGAUGGCGGUGCCUGCGGGGAAUCACCAACGCAGACCUUCGCACCACUGUGCAAGGGGAUGCGAUCAGCUCGCCGAUCUGCGUAGCUCCCACGGCCAUGCAGCGGAUGGCUUGUCCUGAUGGCGAAGUGGCUAUGGCCCGGGCCUGUGCCAGAUCGAAGACGGUGAUGACCCUGAGCACAUGGGCAACAUCCAGCAUUGAGCAGGUAGCUGCGGCCAGUCCGGGUGACGCUGCAUCUCUGAGAUGGUUCCAGCUGUACAUCUACAGCGAUAGAGAGAUAACGCGGCGCUUGGCCGAGCGAGCAGAGCGAUGCGGAUACAAGGCGAUCGCCGUGACGGUGGACACACCGCGCCUGGGAAUCCGCUAUGCCGACAUGGAGAACAAGUUCACGCUGCCGCGGCACCUGACCUUGGCUAACUUCGACACGUCCGGUGAACACGCUAGUGGCGUGAAAGGCAGUAACCAGUCUGGCUUGGCCGAAUAUGUCGCUUCUCUUAUUGACCGGUCACUGUGCUGGGAUGAUAUAGACUGGCUGAAAUCAAUCACGAAACUACCCAUCAUCGUGAAAGGUGUGAUGAGUGCUGAAGAUGCUACUGAAGCACUGAGGAGAGGAGUGUCUGGUAUCUGGGUAUCCAAUCAUGGUGCUAGACAACUCGACUCAACUGCAGCCACUAUAGAAGUUCUACCGGAAGUGGUGCAUGCCGUCAAUGGUCGCGUGGAGGUGUACGUGGAUGGUGGUGUUCGGAAUGGUGGAGAUGUUCUGAAGGCGCUGGCACUGGGAGCACGGGCAGUGUUUGUUGGUCGUCCAGCCCUGUGGGGUCUUGCAUGCAAUGGUGAAGCCGGUGUGUGUCAAGUUCUAGAACUUCUCAACAAGGAACUGGAAAUGUCCAUGGCAUUGUGUGGAUGUCCAUCCGUGCGUGACAUUCCAGCAUCUCUUGUGGUGCAUGCUUCCCAGUAUCGAUCCCAGCUUUAGUAGAGCAGUACUGCCAAUGUGGAAGGAUUGGCAGGUGCUUGUCAAGUCUUUCUUCGUCUUCCUUCACACAGGCAUGGUCCCCUUGUUUUUUCUGCAGGUUUUCAACUUAAAAAUAUAAUUUCAACAUAGUUCUGUAAAAGUCGGUGAAUGUUCUCGUUUACACUGGGCAAAUUAGAGUGAGAUUUUCAAUGAUUUAGUUAAGCUUGCUGAAAAUUUCUUUAGCUGUAGUGGAUUCUUCAUUUCCCCCAGGCUUGUGUGCACCAGCGGGCACACUUAGAGAUGCAAUCUAUUGUAUAUGCAAUGAAUAUUCCUCGCGGCUAUUUUCAGGAAUUUUGAUUUUUCCCGUAGUUCUAUAAUAAUUAUCAUGAUGUGAUGUUCGCAUCACCAGGCUGGCCCUGCCCUGUACAGCUGGGCUUAUCGUACCAGUAAUAAGUUUUUAACUAUCUACAUUCUA